GACACCGAAAAAAAACAUAAUAAGCCAGAUAAAUGGAAAACCUGGCUGUGGGCCUGGCGGCCUUUUUCCAACUGAUGGGUUGCUACUUCUUCUUUGCCCAGCCGGAGGAUUGCUGCUCACCGGCUCCCGACUUGGCCAGCUGGAUUUUCCUGGCGGCCACUCUGUGUUUCCUUUGGGAUACCUCCAUCUAUCCUCGUCGCUUUAUGCACAUGGCCCGUUUUUGGCGGCUAAUCGUCGAGAUCGUGGCAGCCAUUUUCCUGACGGAAGUGGGCACCAUUAUCAUUUGGUGCGGCCUGGAAAGGUUGCUGUUCUGCCUGACGGAUGAGCUCAUGAAGUUUAUGCACAACGGCUGCCAAACGUCGCCGUAUGUCUAUUGGCUUUCGGGGCUAAUUACCAGUUUGGUGAGUGGAGCGGUGCUGUGGUACGUCCUUGAAGCCACCGAUGGGAUGUAUUACAUCAUGAAGUUCGGACGGGAAUUGAAAACCACCAUGAAGGUCUCCUGGCGAAUGCUGCGCUGCUAUAUCAACAUGAACAUGAGAGAUAGACGUCGGGCUUUGAAGGUAUGCCAGUUGGCCAGAAAAAUGCCAAAAAGGAAAUGCUGUCAAUCGGAUAGAGAUAGUUGCGAAUGACCUGUGAAUCAUCGAGGUUCCUGCAUUAUCUUUUGGCAUUUUGGUCCUCCCAUUAAAAGUGUUUUAUAUCCCCUUUAAA
This is a messenger RNA of Drosophila takahashii, 708 nucleotides long. RefSeq lists its product as uncharacterized. Lineage: Eukaryota; Metazoa; Arthropoda; Insecta; Diptera; Drosophilidae. The record is from RefSeq and is a predicted model, not a curated record.